AUGGCGAGGGCCCGCGGCCAGGUGCAGGAAUACGAAGGCCUCUUCAAGGGGGUCGGCGCCACGUCGAGGGAGCCAGUGUUUGGCAAGAAGAGCACCUCCGUGGGAGACUCGCACAAGGCGACGCAUUUCGCCGUUGGCUGCCAGAAGUGGGACGAUCACGCCGUCCGCACCAAGCCGCGGAGCCACACGGAGCACGCGCAUCCGCAGGUUGCCUACUCGACCUGCGACGCGCCGGAGAAUAACAUGAGCCAGAUCCACCUCGGGCACCAGGAGCACUCCGGCGCGGCCCACUACCGCUCGGAGCAGCGCGUCCGCUACGAGCACCCGGGCCCGCAGCCUCGGGAGCAGCCGUUCAGUCACCAGGGCAGCGUGUGCCUGGGCUCGGACCAGCAGCCCCUGCAGUCGCAGAAGAAGGCGGUGCACGCGCUCAUCGAGGACGGCGAGCUGCAGCGCUCGGCGGCGAUGCGCGCGGCGGGCCAGGGGACGCUGGUGCCCACCAGCCAGUGGCCGAAGCCGCCGCGGUGCCACGUGCUGCACGGCGGGCCGCGGUCGGUCGACAGCUACGACCUCGGCGUCAUGAGCGGGGGGAGGCACGGGAGGAUCACGGGGAACUACUCCAACGUCAUGUACGAGGCCAACACGCGGAACCCGAUCCUGGGCCUCCACGUCCCCCUCGCGGCGCAGGCCUCCACCUCAGGCAUGCGAACAACGAGCGACCUCAUUGCGGAGGCCAACGAUCAGGUGAGGAACACCUUCAUCGACGAUUUCGGCCCGGGCGCCGAGGAGCCACCGACGCGCACCCUGAGGCGCAGCCGCUCCGAGCCCGCGCUGCCCACCCCCGCCGCAGGGGCCGACGAGCUGGCCGCGGAGGCAGGGGCCCCGGAGGGGGCGCCGGGCCACGGCCCGGUCGGCGCGCUCGGCAGGAUGAUGGAGGCCGAGAGGACCGCGCGCGGGGUCCUCGAGCUCGCGUUCCAGCAGCUGGCCAGCCUCAAGGAGGUCGCGGCCGCCCUGUACCUCGCCGCCCGCAGGAUGCGCGCGCCCCAGCUGGAGGUGGGUGCAAUGACGCUCCUGCCGCCGCUGCUCGCGCAGCUGCGGGGCGGCAUCGCGGAGCUCGGGGGCGGCGGCCGCUUCUCGCAGCUCGCGUGGGCCCUGGGGAAGUUCGGCACGCGGGCGCACCCGGGCAGCCCCCAGCCCGUGCAGGGCAUCGACGAGUGCAUGCUCCACGUCUGCCGUCGGUAUCCCGCCGUCCUGGCGGGCUGCUCCGACGCAGAGCUCACCAACUCGCUGUGGGGCCUCGCCAGGCUCCUUCCGGGAGCGGCCAGCGGCGCCGCGGGCGGCGCGGAGGCCUUGGGCGCCGCGUGCGGCGCCAUGGUGCGCGGGUGCCUCGGCAGGGUGGCGUCGCUGACGGCGCAGUGCCUGGCCAACGCCUUCUGGGCCAUGGCGCGCCUCCGGGUGCGGGGCCCGGACGCCUCGGAGUUCGUCCUGCGGGCCCUCGCGCGGCUCCGCACGGCGCCGCAGCUCGCGGCCUUCACGCCGCAGGGCCUCGCCAACGUCCUCUGGGCCCUCGCCCAGCUGCGGCUCGCCGGCGUCUGCGCGGGGCCGCUGGACAGCGGCGCGGUGCAGGCGGCGCUCGUCGCGGUCGCCGAGGCCUCCGCGCAGCGCCUCGGCGAGUUCCAGCCGCAGGAGCUGUCCAUGGCGGCGUGGUCCUUCGCGAAGCUCUACGGGCAGGCGGGCUCGGGGGGCCCCGCCAGCAGCCCGGCGCGGGGCGGCCGCCGCGCGGCGAGGCCCCCGGAGGUGGACGGCAUGCUGCUGAGGCUGGCCUCGGUGGCGACGCGCCGCAUCGACCAGUUCGAGGACCUCGGGGGGGAUCUCGAACAUCGCCUGGGCCCUGGCCACCCUCGGCCUCGCCGGAGGGGAGGCCGCCGCGGCCCCGGGCCGGCGCUUCGUCGAGGCCGCCAUGGACUUCUGCAGCACGGAGCUGCGGGGCUACUCGACCCAGGCCGUGGCGAACAUCCUGUGGGCCUGCGUGCGCCUCGACCCCGCCCGGGCGAAGCAGCUCCGGCAGAGGCUGGGCCGCUUCUGCUCGGCGGCCGCGGAGGUGGUCACCGAGCGCAUGCUGAGCUCCACCGCCGCACGCCCGCGCGCCAACACCGCGGUGACCUGGAGGGACCUCUCCGGCGUGGCGGCCGCGCUGUCGCACGGCAGGCAGAGGUCGCAGCCCGUGGCGCGCUUCGCGGGCUUGCUGGCCCGCCAGGCGGCCGAGCAGGUGUCCGAGGGCGGCCUCACGAGGCAGGAGAUGCUCAACAUCAGCCUCUCGCUGGCCCGCCUGCGGGUGCCGCCGAGCGACAUGCAGGGGCUCGUGGACAGCGUCGCGAUCUGCAUCGCGGUGCGCGGCGAUCGGCUCAACCAGCUGGACCUGCUCCAGUGGGACGAGGUGCGGCAGUGGUGCCCGCCAAUGCCGGCGCAGUUCUGCGGCGCGGGCGUGCGGGCGAGCUUCAGCGGGGGGUGGGCGUGGUGAUCGGGGCCAGCCAGAGCCGCAGCGGCGGUCGUUCAGGUUUGGCCUCGCCCUUGCGUUCCUCCCCCGACUCCUCCCCCGUGCUCACCUCAUCGCUUGCGACACGCGUUGACUUUUGCGAGCAGCGGCGCGCAAGAAUUUCAGAGGCUGGCGCCCUAAGCGACGGCCCCUCGAUCUUUUAUAUGUUUCUUGUUGUUUGUAACGCUUUCUCUCCCCAUUAUGACUAG
Prorocentrum cordatum is the source of this 2742-nucleotide messenger RNA. Lineage: Eukaryota; Dinophyceae; Prorocentrales; Prorocentraceae. The record is from the annotation of a GenBank genome assembly.